Messenger RNA from Mobula hypostoma (lesser devil ray), 6687 nucleotides. RefSeq names its product zinc finger and BTB domain containing 38 (gene zbtb38). The transcript is spliced from 4 exons. The coding region runs from base 1053 to 5168 and encodes 1371 amino acids. Gene Ontology annotation, cellular component: nucleus. Gene Ontology annotation, biological process: regulation of transcription by RNA polymerase II. NCBI's taxonomy places the organism in Eukaryota, Metazoa, Chordata, Chondrichthyes, Myliobatiformes, Myliobatidae. The record is from RefSeq and is a predicted model, not a curated record. Gene Ontology annotation, molecular function: DNA-binding transcription factor activity, RNA polymerase II-specific; protein binding.
AACCCAUUUGUCGGUAAAUUAGCAACAUAAUAUCCGGAUUCAAGAUUGUUUAUUGUCAUCCUUCAGUAUAUGAAUGUAAAGGAGAACAAAAUGAUUGUUACUCUAAAUCUGAUGCAGGAUAAGAAAACACAAUAAAUAUAAAAGCAAUCCUAUAAAGUUCAACAUACAAGUAACUGAGUGUGGCCAUAUAUACAUAAGAUAAGAUGCGUGGACUGAUUGUAUGUGCAUGAAGUGACACCAGGAUCUGAACUCAUACAGGAAAGGUGACUCUUGCAACAGGUGCGCUUCCAGGUAGCUGCAGGAUAUAUGAAAGCACAGUGGGACAGUGCCUGUGUCAGCGUAGGCUUGAAGGAUGGAUCUGAAGUAAUUUAUUUGAAUUUUCUACUUCAUGUCGCACAUAAAAAGUGAACCAUUAGAAGUCAGGUAAAUCCUUAUGAUGCAGCUUUGAUGACAGCAAGAGGCUGUUCCAGCGACUGGCCACUUGAUGGAGUGAUGAGUUUGGAAUCGUUUUAAUGAGGCUUUAGUUCAAACACUUGGAGUGAGCGGUGUGAGAGACUCCGACAAGGAAAUGUAAAUGUGAGCUCACCCCAAUGGCUGCUGGGGCAAGUCACUAAUUUAUCAAAGUUUAACCUUCCUCACAGCCUAUAAAGGAAAGCAGGUGAUUGCUGUUGAUAAGAAUAAGUUGCUGGAAGACUAGAUUUUGCACUGUGUGGACAGUUAAUGAAAUCACUCUUCACGGGCCAGUUUCCUGCUUUUAAACUGGAGAGCUGUAAGUCUGAGACACCUGCUCAAUGACGAACUGAAAUCAUGUUAAUUAAUUGGCUUAAUUGGAAUGAACCUUAUGACUUUUCUCAAUUAAUCAAGCAUGCUUCUGUCAACAUGAACUGAGUGAAAUGGAUGGAAUAUCUCAGUUAGCCUGCAAGAAUGGAUUUGAAGAAAAUUAAGAGUUAAAAUUCUUCACUGAGAUUGGAAGAUUAAGUUUGUCAGAAGAACAAAUACUUAAAAUGAUUGCUGAUUAAGAAGAGAAUUCUGGCACUGCAUGCAUCAUCCAGAUGACUGUCAUGCCAUCAAGUGCAGAUAUCAUGGACAACUCCCACAGCCAGACUGUCCUUGGUUGCUUGAAUGAACAGCGCACCAAAGGUGUAUUCUGUGAUGUCACCAUUGUUGUGGAAGACACAAAAUUUAAAGCCCACAAGAAUGUUUUGGCAGCGUCCAGUGUUUACUUUAAGAACCUUUUUUCCAGCCAAGAGUUGUGGUUGGUUGGUCAUAUCCUUGAAUUGCCUGACUUCAAGGCAGAAGUGUUUGCAGAAAUAUUGCAUUUCAUCUACAGUGCAAAGGUGGUUGUCAAGGGAUCUGAGCGAGUGAAAGAUCUUGUGGAUGGUGGAAAAAGAUUAGGGAUAUCAUUUCUGGAAAAUUUGAUGCCCACGCCCCAGCAACACAUUACGUCUCUGGAUGUUUUGUGCAGCGCGUCUCCCAAUUCUACUCGGUCGCUUUCUCCUGCUUCUUCCCUCUCCUUAUCGGCCAGUUUUCACAAUCUGAAAGCGGAGGCCUGCAAUUCUGUCUGUGACAAAGGCAGUGAAGAGUUUCAGCCUGUUAAUGGACCCCGCAUCACAAACGCGUUCUCCAUUUUCAACAUGCAGGAUGGCAGCGACUUGUAUUUUCCACUCGACUUAACGGCCAACGUCAACAAAAGAGCAGUAGAAUCUGAUAAGCUGUCCGUGGCGUGUGUUCCCCCGGAUACAACUAAAGUGCAGCAAAAGCCUGCUCAGACAUUCGCUGAACAUUCCUAUGCUGUGUUCUCCUCCAGAAAGGAUCAGCAAAAUGGUGAACACCAUGGUCUUCAAGAAGCUUUACAAGAAAAUGACAACCCUUUAUGUAACAGUAGUUGCAAUACUGCUGGCGCUGGAAGCAGGCAGGAUUUGCAUCCUGAUUUGCAAGGCCAGAUCUGCAAGCCAAGCCAACCAUCCCAUGCUGCCACUUCAACUGACUUCAAGGUUCUAAGAUUUAAUUUAAACAUUCUGCAGACCACAAGCAAAAGUAGUCCGGUAGGCUUUGUGCCAGUGGCUAAGCCAUUAAAUGAGCCUACCUUGAACUCACAGGAGACUUCAGGUGGAGCUACAGAUCCAGAGAAACGUGGCCCUGCUACGGAAAAUAUUGUCCAAUCGGUGCCGGAUGCGACUUGGUCUGAAGCGGUGCCGGAAGUGGAAAGCCAAGCUGCUUACAGCUGCAAGUACUGCCCGCGGUCUUUCAGCACCCGAGUUUCAUUGAACGUCCACUCCCAGAUCCACACAAGCCUCUUCGAAAAGCCCCUGUCCUGCAGACACUGUGGUAAACCGUUUGUUCAUCUCAAGAGGCUCCAGACGCAUGAGCACCUUUGCCAAGGGCCAGGAACAGUAGUGCCCAACUCUGAGUCCACAGACGAGCAAGUGGAGAACUUUUCCAGCGACAAUGAAGUCGCCAGAAGUGAGGAAGAUGUAAAUAUGACUUCCUGUACUUCAGAAUUGGAGAAUUCCAACAAGCACUCGAUAAACUUGGUACGGUCAAGGCGAAGUAGCAGCUCGCCAGACCCAGAACAUUUUGUGAAGGUUGUUGACGGACACAUUUUGUAUUUUUGCAGUGUUUGCAAGCGCUCCUACGUAACCUUGUCCAGCUUGAAGAGACACGCCAAUGUUCAUUCUUGGAGAAGAAGCUAUCCCUGUCAUUACUGCAGUAAAGUAUUUGCUUUGGCUGAAUAUCGCACCAAACAUGAAAUAUGGCACACUGGUGAAAGGCGCUAUCAGUGCAUCUUUUGCUUGGAGACCUUCAUGACCUAUUAUACUUUGAAAACCCAUCAGAAAUCUUUUCACGGUAUUGACCCAGGUCUUCCCACAAACAAGAAGACAGCCAAUGCUGGAUACAGAGCCAAGAUGUAUCCAUUCAAACUCUAUAGGCUUCUACCUAUGAAGCUGCAAAAGAGACCCUACAAGACUUACACACGAUCAGGUCCAGAAAAUUUCAACAGUAGUCAAACUAUCAGAGUUUCUUCAAAUGUUGAUCUCGGUAACAUUUCCUUUGGCAAUCUGUCGUCUGCUUCAGAGGAUUUGCAGGACAAGUUGAUCUCUUCGGAGACCACUCCUUCAGAACACUCGCUUCAUUUUGCGUCAGCUGAGGAUGGGCAGAGUGAAGGAGCAGAACCACCACCUCGCCUGUCAGGAGCCAGUGAUGGCCAAUUCAAUGAUUCCUUGCUUCCUUGGGCUUCCACAGAAAAUGAAGCUCAUCAUGGUGAUAAACAUUGUAUUGAAAUUGAACAACAAUGUUUAGCCACUGAUGUUAAUACAACAGGUCCCUCUGUUAUUAACUAUGGGCAUACAGCACCCUCUGUGAUAAUGCAUAGCAACAGGGUUUCUUCCGUUAUAAAGCAUGGAAAUGCUUUUUCUUCUGUCAUUGCGUAUAGUGGUGGUAAUGAUGGUUAUCAAACGUGUCCAAAGGCCAAUGUUAGCAGUGAUUCUUCAGAUACAAAAACAAGGAAGAACACGGCUAAGGACAGUCUUAAACUACAGAAUAAAGGUAGUUAUAGGAAGACUGUAGAAUCAGCAAAGGGAAGUGGACAACUCUCAGGACCAGGAGCUGCACACAAGAAUCGUUCAAGUACUUUCUCCGAAGGAAGCCGGACAGAAACCUACAUUGCAAAGCCUGCUUGCCCUGGAACCUCCGCUGACAACCAGGUAGCCCCUCUUUGCCAAAUUACUGUGAAAAUUGGGGAUAAAGCAGUCGUACAAAGACACAUUGCUGGCUCCAAACUGUUCCGUAGAAAAGGCCGGAAGCCAAAAUGGAUGAUGUCAAAAGAGGAAAAGGUGGUUGAAAAUUUCAAGAUGGAAGAAGAUGAAGAUCAAAAUAUGAAGUCGCCUGACUGUCCUGAUCCUGCUGGAAGUAAUGCGGAUCCUGCAGGAGGCGCAGAAACAUGCGAUGAAAUGAGCGAUCAUGAUUCAAAUGACAAGCUUUGGAGACCGUACUAUAAGUACAAGCCAAAAAAGAAAGCUAAAGCAUUUCACAAAAUGAGAAAAUCUAGGUGGAAAAAACAGCAUGGAUCUAAUGACCAUAACCUUCCUAACUCUAUAUCUAGCACAACUGAAGUAAAGGAUGUUCCUGAAGAAAUUGCUCAUAAUAACAUAAUUAGUGAUGAAUCCCAAGACUGGAGUAAUCAGCUUGAUAAUAGAGUAAAACCUAUUGAAGAGAAAAUAGAAAGUGACCUAAAAUGGGGUGCAACUAAAAAGCCUUACUCAUGUACCCUCUGCGCAAAAUUAUUUUCAAACCCUUCAACUCUGAAGACACACCUAAGGUGUCAUACCGGUGAGCAGCCAUUCUCCUGUGAAACCUGUGGGCGCCGAUUUUCAGUCCAAGGAAAUCUCCAUAAACACAAACGCAUUCAUCUGGGUAUGAAAGAGUUUGUUUGCAUGUACUGUGACAAGGCCUUCACUUUGAGCGAGACCCUGAAAACGCACGAGAGGAUUCACACUGGCGAGAAACGGUACCGUUGCCACUUUUGUCCGCAACGUUUCCUUUACCUGACGACUAAGAAAAAUCAUGAGCAGAAGCACUUGGAAAAAAAACGUGCUCAACGGGAAGGGAAAGAACACGUAUGCUUCCAGUGUUUUAAAAUAUGUAAAACUGCAGCUGCACUUGGUAUGCACCAAAAGAAGCACGCAGUAAAACCUUCUGCUCAUAAAGAUUCUCAGAUAUUGUUGGACUACAAAGAUGACCAACACACAAAUUUGAAAACAGAAUCCAAACACAAAAGUAGAGCAGAGGCAGAGGAUGAAUACCCUCUGCCAACUACAUCUGGAAAUGAUGACCAGAUGAAUUGUUCGCUCAGAACAGAGCCAUUGCUUCCCGUCACCCAACCUGAACUGGCACCCGUACCACAGAAGACGAAUUGUGUUGCAUAUCCAUGGACAGCAGCUCACAAUGUGGGACCACGUCAUUUGCAAAGAACGCUGCCAGAGAACAGUGAGAAAACGUGGAAAAUUCACCAGCAAAGUCUAGAUAUAAAUCUGCCUCUUUGUACAAAUAGUUCAUACAAUCCACAUGACAGAAGCCAUGGAGAUGAUGAAAGACUUGCUUUCUAUCAACGUGCUUCCGAAAUGUUUUAUAGCCAUCAGGUGGAGGGGAUAGUGUAUAAAGCUAUGUGAAAGGCCUGGUCGAGAAACGUAUGUGCUUCCUUGGACUCUGGAAUGAUGUAGCAAUAUUCCCUGAAAUCCAACAUAUUUAACUGAGAGGUUUCAGUAAUUCCCCAACUGUGGGCAGUAGUAUAUUUUGAAGAUGUUGAAAAGUCAGAUUUUUAAUGAAAUUGAAAAAGAAUUCAAAUUUCCUUUUGAAGCUUAAAGGUUCCACCUUUUUGUUGCUAUAUGCCCUAAUUUCCCAGAGUUGUUAGAUGUAAUCCAUUGCUAUAAAUUUGUUGAAACAAAAAAGAAUUAUGUUUUCAUUGCCUUAUGACAAGGUGCAGAAAGGCAAAUCCAUGGUGUAAGAGGAAGUUCAGAAACAAAAUUGAAUAAUUUAUUUUUAAUGAAAGAAAGGGAAAGUAGAGUAAGUAUGAUAUAGCAGACAUCCAACACAUUUGUGUUCUAAAACACCAGAAAAUAUUGAAAGGAAACAAAAUGAUAACCAUGACCAAUGUAGCAGUAGACUUAUUCCAGACUUUGUGGCUGCACAUGUAUACAUGGUGAUUCCAUGUAUGUAUAUAACUUUUUUUUUACUACAUUAAUAUAUAACUGGAUAGAUUUAUUUAUGAUCUAUUCCAUGUUCAUGAGUAAAGGUGUAUUGAAAAAUAUUGUUGUCUUGAAAAUCCAGUUCAGUUGAAACUUUUUUUUCUCUAUUUUAUACAAAAUGAGACUUAAGUCUUGGCGAAAGGAAAACUAACAGUUAUGUCCCUUUGCUCUUUCCUAGAGUGACACAUGCUUUAGUUUUGUAGGUUUUUUUUUUACCAUAAAACAGUUACAAAGAUUUAAGGAAUUUUCCUAUUGUAUAUAUUGUGAAUAACAUGAAAUUCCAUCCUGUAAACUUCUUGUGGCAGCCAUUAGAUUAACAUUUCACAUAAUUAAACGUAAAAGAGUUUGGUUGUGUCAAGCCGAAUAUUCAUUCUUAUGGUGAGGAAAGGGAUAAAGUUACUUUUGGAUAAAAGUAUGAAGAGACAUGUGAACACUGUAAUGAUAUUGAUGGAAUUGAUUUGAUGUAAUAAAGCAAAUUAAAAAAUGUUAUUUUUUUCUGUUUUUUUUCUUGGUGAACUAUGUGCAGCAUUCAGUUCAUUCUCUGUAACUUGUUUUAACUUUGAUCACAAUUGUAAUGUAGUUUAAUUUUAGGAAGUAAAUCAGCAUGAAGCAUUUAGAGCUGAUUAUGGAGACAACAUAGCCCUUUUUAUUGAGUAUUUUAAUGAGUAUUUUGCUGGAGCAUUAUCAUAGCAUAGUUUGAUUUAUAAACAUUUCCAUUUCAUGGUGACCAUAAGUGAUUUCAUUUUAUUUAGAGAUGCAGCACAAUGAGCCCAUUCAGCCCAACUGUAUCCAUGUGACGAUUUAAACUGGAAACCGGAUACCCAGAGGAAACCCGCACAGUCACAGGGGAGAAGACAGUGGCAGAAAUUAAACUCAGGCCACUGGUUCUGUAAUAGGACUGUACUAACCACUACACUACCAUGGUGUCAAAGUUGCUGGUGAA